AUGGCGACGGAGAUCCCACCCCCAAUACCAGAUCCCCUCCCACCCUGGGCCCGCCUUUCCCAUACCAUUUCCACGCCCCGACUGAUUCUCCGUACAGCUCUCGUCUCCGACGCCACCGCUUUCACGAAAUUAUUCAGUGAUCCGAUCAACAACCCCUUCGGUGGAGUGGUGGGGCAGUAUAGGAGCGAGGAGCAGCAGAGAGAGAAUUUGAGGAAGCAAGGAGGAAACGCGGGGAGUACUGCGAGGGGCGAGAACGCAUGGCUCGUUGUGAUUUUGAAAGAAAACCAACCUGUGCCUGAGGGCGCUGAGGCUUUGAAAGCUGCCGACGGGUUUCUGAUCGGCAGUACUGGGUUUAAUGAGUUUAAGAUUGAGAAAGAUGCGGAAGGAAAGGAAAUCGUAAGGACGGAUGUGGGUUGCUUGAUUGACUGGCGCUUUCAAAGAAAAGGGUAUGCACUUGAGACUCUAGAGGCGGUCAUUGAGUAUGGGUUUAAGAAGGUAGGAGCGAAGAAGAUAACUGCUGACACAAAUGUGGAGAAUGAACCAUGGAGGAAGCUGGUGGAUGUUAUGGGUAUCCCUGUUGCUGAGAUGAAGAAAGAUGGCAGACCGAAUGGAGAGGGAGGUAGUGUUCAAUAUCGGUUCUCGGAGAAGGAUUGGGAGGUAGCGAAGAUAAAGUUGAAGAGUGGUGGGAAGUGGUAUUUAGAUUGA
Molecule: messenger RNA, 705 nt
Organism: Hyaloscypha bicolor E
Lineage: Eukaryota; Fungi; Ascomycota; Leotiomycetes; Helotiales; Hyaloscyphaceae
Exons: 3
Coding region: 1-705 (234 amino acids)
Molecular function (GO): acyltransferase activity, transferring groups other than amino-acyl groups
Source: RefSeq, a predicted model, not a curated record